AUGUCUGUCACCCUAUACAUAUGUGCUGCAGGAGCAGCAUUCGCCUUCUUUGGGCCAACCUUCAAGUGUAUACCGGGCAUGUGGCAUGCACGAGUCCUGUAUACCAUUAUAACCGGCAAAAUUCUAUUCAAAAAGAGCCGAUAUCCACUGUUCCAACCGGAUGUUUUAACAUCGCGAGCUCCGAUCUUCGAGCUUGACAUUCAAAUGCACAAGACCAACUCCAGUUACUUUGCCGAUUUGGAUGAGAGCCGGCUUUGA
Penicillium antarcticum is the source of this 258-nucleotide messenger RNA. RefSeq names its product capsule polysaccharide biosynthesis protein. Lineage: Eukaryota; Fungi; Ascomycota; Eurotiomycetes; Eurotiales; Aspergillaceae. The record is from RefSeq and is a predicted model, not a curated record. The coding region runs from base 1 to 258 and encodes 85 amino acids. The transcript has 2 exons.